This is a messenger RNA of Spinacia oleracea (spinach), 2016 nucleotides long. RefSeq lists its product as uncharacterized. The record is from RefSeq and is a predicted model, not a curated record. Gene Ontology annotation, biological process: translational initiation. Gene Ontology annotation, molecular function: guanyl-nucleotide exchange factor activity; translation initiation factor activity. The coding region runs from base 335 to 1582 and encodes 415 amino acids. Lineage: Eukaryota; Viridiplantae; Streptophyta; Magnoliopsida; Caryophyllales; Amaranthaceae. Gene Ontology annotation, cellular component: eukaryotic translation initiation factor 2B complex. The transcript is spliced from 11 exons.
AUACUCCGUAAUUAGUUCCAAAAUUUGUUAUGGCUGUAUAUCAAUAAAUGUUUUUAUUGGUCCAGUACUUUGUCAAUUUGCCAAUGUUUUUUUUAAUUACAAAUGCAUGUUUCAUUGAUAACAUAGUUGCUGGGUUGAUUUGGGAAGUUGAGUGGCGAAGAAUUGUGGGCUAAUUUUCCAAUUGUGGAUUAGGGUUUUUAAUUCCCGUUGUUGUUGGUUAGCCUGGUUGAUUAGCUUAACGAUUUUCAACAAUUUCUAGUGUAGUUUUGUUUGAUUUUGAAGAAAAAUUGAAGAAAGAGAGUCAGGUCUAACUUUCGGGAUAAAUAAACUAAAAAUGCCUGACGUACAAGCUCUUGUCAACGAUUUUGUUAACAAACUCAGAAAACGUAAAAUUGAGGGGUCACAAGCCACAGCAAGACACACAGCGGAGUUUCUUCGUUCAGUUAUAUCCCAGCAGAGAAUUCCCUACACAAACCAAGCUGGAGCUCUCAUUGAUUCUGUAAAGGCUGUUGGAGAGCAGCUAAUUGCUGCCAACCCUGUGGAGCUUGCUGUUGGAAAUGUUGUCAGGAGGGUACUGCAUAUUAUCAGAGAGGAGGAUUUAUCUCUUACUACCGCAGCUAUAGGUGACCUGAAUAUAUCAGAUGGAAGUGAUGACGAUGAAAAUGACAGAGAUGACCGCCCUGUCCUAUCAGCAGCCGCCUUAGCUGCUGCAGCAAGGAAGACUUUGCGCCCACCAUCGCUACAUACUCUUCUUGAAGAUGUACCUAAUGCUACUAUUGUUCCCCUUUCAUCAUCUGGGGGUGAUUCUGAAGGAAAAUGCAAGUCCGCAGAUAAGAGCUCCAGGAUUCGAAAACUAAAGCAUGAUGUCAUUGAAGCUGUUAAUGAGCUCAUUCAGGAUAUUGACACUUGCCAUGAGCAGAUUGCUGAGCAAGCAGUUGAGCACAUUCAUCAAAAUGAGGUAAUAUUGACUUUAGGCCGGUCGAGAACAGUGAUGGAAUUUCUCUGUGCAGCAAAGGAGAAGAAACGUUCUUUUAGGGUCUUUGUCGCAGAAGGCGCUCCAAGGUACCAAGGACAUGUUCUUGCCAAAGAAUUAGUGGCUAGAGGUUUGCAGACCACUGUGAUAACCGACUCUGCUGUUUUUGCAAUGAUAUCACGAGUGAACAUGGUCAUAGUUGGAGCUCAUGCCAUUAUGGCUAAUGGUGGACUGAUAGCCCCUGUUGGCUUGAAUAUGGUUGCUCUUGCUGCUCAAAGACAUGCUGUCCCAUUUGUGGUUGUUGCAGGAAGUCACAAGUUAUGCCCCUUGUAUCCUCACAACCCUGAAGUCUUACUCAAUGAGUUGAAAUCCCCAUCCGAUUUGCUGGAUUUUGGAGAAUUUUCCGAUUGUUUAGAUUUUGGAAGUGGCAAUGGCGAACCGCAGCUUCAUGUUGUCAACCCGACAUUUGAUUAUGUGCCACCAAAUCUCGUUAGCCUCUUUAUCACUGACACUGGAGGGCAUAAUCCAUCAUAUAUGUACCGACUGAUUGCGGAUUACUACUCUGCCGAUGAUUUGGUUCUACAACGAAAAUCAGCUGCUGGAAAUUAAUUAAUUCACAAUCUCCAUCUGGCCUUGUAUGAAUUACGACUGCAUGUUGAUGGAAACAAGGUUUUUGAAGAUUGAGGAGAUUGAAGUGGUUAGUCGUUAUAAUUCUCAUGUACAACUGGUUGUACCAUGCUUGUACCGUGUGCUGGUACGGCCUAGGAAGACCACCGUGUUUUGCAAACACACCUUGUCGUACCCCCCUCACCCCCAAGGGGAAAUAAAGGGGAGGACUUAAUUUUGCACAUUGUGGGGAUUUUAGGGAACUAGAUCCCUUUUGCUACUUUAGUAAAUGUAAAAGUAAAUAUUUCUAUUUUAAGUUGCUGUUAAUUGGAAGCAUCCACUGGUUAUACAGAAUUAGACAUGGACGACAUGGUGGAAUAAUUGAGGUGUUUCGAUUUCAUAACCCAAUACUAAAUAUAGUUAUAUAACUUCCUCUU